This is a messenger RNA of Saprolegnia diclina VS20, 1122 nucleotides long. Its product is annotated as V-type H+-transporting ATPase 16kDa proteolipid subunit. Gene Ontology annotation, molecular function: proton-transporting ATPase activity, rotational mechanism. Gene Ontology annotation, cellular component: proton-transporting V-type ATPase, V0 domain. Gene Ontology annotation, biological process: proton transmembrane transport. Lineage: Eukaryota; Oomycota; Saprolegniomycetes; Saprolegniales; Saprolegniaceae. Bases 51 to 557 code for a protein of 168 amino acids. The record is from RefSeq and is a predicted model, not a curated record. The transcript is spliced from 2 exons.
GUCGGCCGCAGUCACUUUCGAAUUUGCCGCAGUUUUAAGCCGAACGAACGAUGCUUGCCCUUGCCUCUGAACUCUGCCCGACGUCCGCGCCCUUCUUCGGCUUCAUGGGCGUCACCUCCGCCUUGGUCUUUGCCAACUUGGGCGCCGCCUACGGUACGGCCAAGUCGGGCGUCGGUAUCUCGUCGAUGGGCGUCAUGCGCCCGGAGCUCGUCAUGCGCAACAUUAUCCCCGUUGUCAUGGCCGGUGUCCUCGGUAUCUACGGCCUUAUCGUCGCCGUCAUUAUCCAGGGCUCGAUUGACGUCCCGAACGGCAAGGAAACGGUGUACGGCUCGUACACGGGCUUUGCCCACUUGGCUGCCGGCUUGUGCUGCGGUCUCUCGGGCCUCGCCGCCGGUAUGGCCAUUGGUGUCGUCGGUGACGCUGGUGUCCGCGCCGUCGGCCAGCAGGAGAAGCUCUUCGUCGGUAUGAUUCUCAUCUUGAUUUUCGCCGAAGCCUUGGGUCUGUACGGUCUCAUCGUCGCGCUUAUCUUGGCCACGAAGAAGUCGACCGGCUGCUAAACCUUCACCCUCCAUGCUCAAGACGAAUUCGACGAAUAACACUUGGCGCUCUCUGCUGUCUAUAACCACUAGCGUGUGCUCUUAACGAAUUGGUGUCUUCGUCGCCUUACAUUUUCCCUAUUCUCCGUGUCGUCUUGAAAUACCCCGAGGCUCUCAACAGUCGCGAACCCCAACGGCAUGGACCAUGGCCCACAGCGUUUGCGCGCGACCAUCGAGGCAGAUCGAAGACAAGUGGUCUACACCCUCAGUUUUGGGCUGCACCAAGGGCCUUGUCUUCGCUUUGUGUUUCAGCGUGUUUCGGGGCGCAUAAACUUCGUCCGCACAAACUCCGUACGGAUACUUCUUCACUACUACCAAGACCAUAAACUUACGACGAUGCUCAAGGCGAUUGAAUUUGGCCUCAUCCUCGUUCGCGGCGGCAAUGCGACCGUGCAAGCCACGCUCUACGAAAGCAUGCAGGGCAGCGACGAACGGUAUCCAUCUAUCUAUCUGUCUAACUAUCUAGUAAGUUAAUGGCCUUGGUACUUACGUUAUCGAUUUUAAGUAGUACCACUUGACAUCUAGG